CAAUCUAAUUCCGUUCCCGGCGAUGUCAAUAGUUUCCGAGCUUCACUGGAAGCUCCGGCAGCCGGAAACCUAUACGGAUCUGAAAGAUCCGUCUCAUUUCCGGCCAAAAUCGGGCUAUCCGAUUCGCGAUUUCAAACAAUGCACAUCUCUUUCGUCAUGGGACGACUCGUAGUGCUUCUGAAGGAAAAGUAUGGUGUUGGCAUCCCGGUUUGGGUCAUCAUAUAGCAUGCAUUGCGAAAUGAUUGAAUGUUGCAGUGUCAUGAAGAAUAAGGGAAUGCUCAAAACAAACGAGACCAGUGUUGGUUUUUGUUCCUCUUCACUGAGUUUCUCAAAGAGAAUGCAGCAAGUGCAUUUGGGUUGUGGUGGAGGAGGAUCUAUGAGAGGAUACAGGUUGAUUGUUGCUGCAAGUCCUGCAACAGAGGAUCUUGUUAGGACCACUGAGCCUUUAAUGAAAGAAGACCUUGUUGGAUAUCUUGCUUCUGGAUGCAAGACAAAGGAAAACUGGAGGAUAGGUACUGAGCAUGAAAAGUUUGGGUUCGAGCUUGAUACUUUGCGGCCCAUGAAGUAUGACCAAAUAGUUGACUUGCUUAAUGGCAUUGCUGAGAGAUUUGAUUGGGAUAAAAUAAUGGAAGGCGACAAAAUUAUUGGACUGAAACAGGGAAAUCAAAGCAUAUCACUGGAGGCCGGUGGUCAAUUUGAGCUUAGUGGUGCACCACUUGAAACUCUUCAUCAAACUUGUGCCGAAGUUAAUGCACAUCUUUACCAGGUAAAGGCUGUUGCAAAGGAGAUGGGAAUUGGAUUUCUUGGAAUUGGAUUCCAACCAAAAUGGGGGCUAAAAGAUAUACCAGUAAUGCCAAAGGCGAGAUGCGAGAUCAUGAGAAACUAUAUGCCAAAUGUCGGCUCACUUGGACAUGAAACCAUGUUUAGAACGUGUACAGUUCAAGUGAAUUUAGACUUCAGUUCUGAAGCUGACAUGAUAAACAAGUUUCGUGCAAGUCUUUCAUUGCAGCCUAUUGCUACAGCUUUGUUUGCAAAUUCACCUUUUACAGAAGGAAAACCUAAUGGUUAUCUCAGUGUGAGAAGCUACGCCUGGACGGACACAGAUAAGAAUCGUACGGGCAUGCUUCCUUUUGUCUUUGAUGAUUCCUUUGGGUUUGAGCAGUACGUAGACUAUGCACUUGAUGUCCCUAUGUAUUUUGUCUAUCGAAAUAAGCAGUACAUUGAUUGUAGUGGAAUGUCCUUCAGGGACUUUAUGGCAGGGAAAUUGCCACCUAUACCUGGAGAAUAUCCCACACUCAAUGACUGGGAGAAUCAUUUGACAACAAUAUUUCCUGAGGUGAGGCUCAAAAGAUACAUGGAAAUGAGAGGCGCUGAUGGAGGACCUUGGCAAAGGUUAUGUGCAUUGCCUGCUUUUUGGGCAGGUCUAUUGUAUGAUGAUAUAUCUUUACAAAGUAUUGUGGACAUGACAACAGAUUGGACUGUUGAAGAAAAAGAGAUGUUGAGGAAUAAGGUGCCUACAAGCGCAUUGUAUACACCAUUCCGAGAUGGUCUGCUCAAACAUGUUGCCCAAGAUGUGGUAAAGUUAGCAAAAGAAGGUCUGGAAAGACGGGGCCUUAAGGAAACAGGGUUUCUAAAUGAAGUCUCUGAAGUGGCCAACACAGGUGUCACGCCGGCUGAGAAGCUCCUGGAUUUGUACUUUGGGAAAUGGGGACAGAAUGUUGAUCAUGUUUUCGAGGAGCUUCUUUAUUGAGGCUAAAAGAGAACCUUUAAGGGGCUGUUUGGUGUCCAAUAUUGUGUUGUAACCUUUCUCCAACCUCUGAAUAAAGGUUUUCUUUUUUCUCUCUUUCCCGUGGCAUUUGGAAUAAAGCUUUGGAUUGUGAUACAGAGAUGUAUUUGAUCUGGCCAGUGCUAUUGUAGAAUUCUUA
Molecule: messenger RNA, 1925 nt
Organism: Cuscuta campestris
Lineage: Eukaryota; Viridiplantae; Streptophyta; Magnoliopsida; Solanales; Convolvulaceae
Source: the annotation of a GenBank genome assembly